CACUCACCCGCAACACCAUGAAGUCCAUCUGCCUGCUGCCCUUCGUGCUCGCCUCCUUCGCGAGGGCGAGUGUCAUCCCAUCGACACCCUAUGGUGUUCACGCUGUGGCUCCCGCCGCCGUGGCCUACUCCAACGUGAACCUGAACGUGCCCGCGCCCGUGCCCGCCGGCGAGGCUCCCGCCCCCGAGCUCCUGGUCCAGCGCACGCCCGUCAAGGCCCUCGGCCGCCCCGUCAUCUCCUACACUCCCCAGGUCACCGAGGUUCGCCCCGAACUCAAGAUCAUCGAGAAGACCUACGACGUGGCCGUGCCCAAGCCCAUCUACGAGACCAAGGAAGUCACCCCCAUCCAGCACAAGUACGUGCCUGAGCCCUACGCCGUGCCCCAGCCCUACGCUGUGCCCCAGCCCUAUGCUGUGCCACAGCCCUACGCCGUGCCCGUACCCGUGCACGAGCAGGUCCACGUACAACACCACGUUGCCGCCGCCCCCGCCGCCGUCACCUACGGCGCUGCCCCCGUCACCUACGGCGCUACCCAUGGUGCUGUUAUCGGCCCUGCCCCUCUUACCCACGGCAUCGCUGCCGUGUCCCACUACGCCAAGGAUUAUUAGGCAGACCUGACGACCACUGCCGGCGCGGAAGGGCAGCACAGAGAGGUGUCGCCAGCCCUUGCGAGGGAGUCUCAACACAGUCUCUGCCGCGAUCGCCGUGGACUUCGUAAUGAAGCCUUAACCGCUGUGUGUGUGUGUGUGUGUACAUAUUUCGAUUCUUUAAAAUCAAUUCUUCAUUAGCAAAACGAAAUUUGGCCUCAAUGUUCCCACUCAGUCUAUAUUCCUCUUCCAACUUAUGUAUUCCCGAUUCAAAGUACCAUUCCUCUUACAUUAAAAAGAAAAUUCUUCU
Molecule: messenger RNA, 897 nt
Organism: Penaeus indicus
Lineage: Eukaryota; Metazoa; Arthropoda; Malacostraca; Decapoda; Penaeidae
Product: E3 ubiquitin-protein ligase RNF12-B-like
Exons: 2
Coding region: 18-608 (196 amino acids)
Source: RefSeq, a predicted model, not a curated record